AUGCGAAACAAUAUUGUUACUAAUAUGAAUAAGGAAUUUGGCGAAUUAGGAAAUCUCUUGACUUCAAGUGUCAACACCGACAAUGAGAAGGACAAGCAAACCGUUGAGAGUUUCCUUUUGAAGUCUUACGGUAAAUUUGGCUCCAAGUACGAGAGUGCUGAAGGUAAGGAUAAGGAAGAACUUAAGAAAGUAAUUUUGGGUAAGUUUGAGACUUAUAAGAAGGAAGCAUAA
Lizanozyma spartinae is the source of this 231-nucleotide messenger RNA. RefSeq lists its product as uncharacterized. The transcript is spliced from 2 exons. The record is from RefSeq and is a predicted model, not a curated record. NCBI's taxonomy places the organism in Eukaryota, Fungi, Ascomycota, Pichiomycetes, Serinales, Debaryomycetaceae. The coding region runs from base 1 to 231 and encodes 76 amino acids.